GAACAUACUUUGCUGGGCAUCUUUUGAAAAAGUGUGACAAAUGUGUUGAACAGCUGCGAGUAACUGGUCUCUCUGUCUGACUGGACAACAGCAAAACAAAAACAAUGAAAGAAAGCUUGCUUCAGGCCUUUUGCAUGAUAGGAGUCACCUUGGGGCUAGGCUUGGGGUUUCUGCUGAGGGCCGUAGUUCCUAUUACUGAUGAAAUAAAAGACUGGAUCAAAAUACCAGGGGAUAUGCUUCUACAAAUGCUCCAGAUGUUUGGUCUCCCCCUCAUCGUGACAAGCGUGGUUGCAGGAGUAACUGGAUUAAACACCACAGUGUCCCGGAAAUCAGCUUUCAUCACAGGAGGCUUCAUCUGCGGCUCCACCUUAAUAGCCGUAAUUCUUGCAACGUUUCUGACUCUCACAAUCCAACCUGGUGCUGGAGAACACGAAGUACACAUUGGAGAAGAGAGUCAGGCAAGCUACGUCUUGCACGUGAUCUUGCAGGACCUUAUAAGGAAUAUGGUCCCAGAGAGCUUCUUUCAGGCUUUCUAUGAGCAGUACAAGACUGAGAUUGUUCACGUUAAAAAAAUAAAACCUGGCCCAAUACGUGAGCUAAACACAAAUGACACUGAGACGAAACUAAUAGGCGGGUAUGUCGAUGGACCCAACAUGAUAGGACUGGUCAUCUGGUCAUUCACCAUCGGCAUCUUGUUAAACAGGAUUGGACCAAUGGCAAAAACAACUUUGGAGGCCAUUCAAUGUCUCAAUGAUGCCGUAAAAAUCAUGGUCAACUGGAUCUUGUGGUAUUUGCCAGUCGGAGUUCUGUUCCUGAUCACAGAACAUGUGUUGGAUGUGCAUGACUGGGGCGCUGUCCUUAAGCUCACAAAGUUUGUCGGAGUGGUUAUGGCAGGGCAAGCAAUCCAAGCCAUCCUUGUUUUCCCCAUGUUUUACGUCAUUCUCACCAGAAAGAACCCUCUUCAUAUCUUCAGGAAUAUCACUAGGGCUUUGACGACAGCAUUUAUCAUCGCGUCCAGCGCCGCCGCUCUGCCUAUCACCUUGCAAUGCUGUGAAGUGAACUUGAAGGUCGAUAAGAAACUCUGCCGACUUAUGUUGCCCAUUCUCACCAGCAUCAAUAGGACUGCGACGGCAUUCUAUGAAGUGUCCGCUGCCAUCUUUAUUGCCCAGCUUCAUGAUAUAAUGCUGGAUGUCGGCCAGCUGAUCGCCAUUGGCUUGUGUAGUUCCAUUGUCGCCUUUGGAUCUGCAGGGAUCCCAACAACAGGAGCUGUGACCACUAUCCUGAUUCUAAAAGUUGUGGGACUGCCUGCAGAGAAUGCUGCCCUUCUCAUUGGGGUGGAGUGGAUUCUAGACCAUUUCAUUACCGUGGUGAAUGUGCUGGUAAAUGUCUUUGGUGUUGUUAUCACCAAUCAUGUGUGGCAUGAUGACCUAGUAAGCCUGGAACACGUACCAAGCAUUGAUAGGGUUCGUUCCAUCACGGACAUCGAACUGGACUUAUCCUUUUUGGACUCUGAUGAAGAGUUCGUCUCCUCCAUCCCUUCCUCCAUCUCAAGUUCCAUUUCACCUACGAGAGGGCAUCAUCUCAAAAGCAUAGUGACGCCAGCAAGCUGAAACCUCAGGAUAGGAAUGUUAUCAUCCUGGGGUGUUUGAGCUGAUCAUUUCCUUGUUUGCCUAUGUUUUUGUUAGGAGGAAGAUGCCAUAUCAGUUUAUUCAUGUGUUGUUGUUUUUUUUGUUGCAAAUAUGAAAUGAUCUACUCAUAUCUCCAUAUUUUAUUUAGUUAGUAAGUAUAACUAUUGUUAUGUG
Poeciliopsis prolifica (blackstripe livebearer) is the source of this 1802-nucleotide messenger RNA. Its product is annotated as excitatory amino acid transporter 3-like. Gene Ontology annotation, cellular component: plasma membrane. Gene Ontology annotation, biological process: L-glutamate transmembrane transport. NCBI's taxonomy places the organism in Eukaryota, Metazoa, Chordata, Actinopteri, Cyprinodontiformes, Poeciliidae. The coding region runs from base 105 to 1610 and encodes 501 amino acids. The transcript has 13 exons. Gene Ontology annotation, molecular function: glutamate:sodium symporter activity; neutral L-amino acid transmembrane transporter activity; L-glutamate transmembrane transporter activity. The record is from RefSeq and is a predicted model, not a curated record.